GAUCAGGCAAACGAUCGUAGGGUCUUAACACCAUACCGCCGGACUGAUUAUUGUUACACGGGAUGAGUUCGCGAUCGCACGCAUUUCGAUCGGUGAAUUCGCGCGAAUUUAUGCAGCGAGUUGAAUAGCACGGCGUAUGCAAACAAGCAAAUCACUGCAAGGACUUUUGUGGAGUUUUGCGUCAUUCAACACGUUAGUGGAAUAUGAUAGUGAGUUAAGUAGUGGAAUAGAAAUACAAAGGAAAAGUGAACGAAUAGUGAGAAUAAUUGCUAAUUACAUCUAAGGUUUUCGGUUCUGCGACUCUCGAACAGUAAGCGGAAGUUGUGCUAAAAAACUCAAGAAGUAAAAUAGAGUGGACCAUUCCAAUUUUCCAGUGUUUGUCGGUUACUAAUUUGAUUUUGUGGUGCUUUGGCUUAGAUUCCUGGCUGAGUCGCUCUUCCUUAAACGAUACGCUUUACUACCCCUUACCAUGGUGAAUAAACAAUAUCCAGUUCAGAAGCAACAACAAAAUUCGAUUAAUUCUAAACAUUAUUCACCACCACCAGUGCGGAAUCCGUCAAUGAUUUCGAAUACCCCGAAUCCUAUCAACAACAAUCAAUUAGAAGAUUCUAUCGAUUUCACCGAGCAGCGGAAGAGGCCAGAGUCAGUAAGGGUGGAUAAAAAAACGGGAAAAGCCGAAAGCACCACAUAUGAAAAAAACAUAACGCUCGGACAUAAAAUUUUCGGUAGCCAGAACGUGAAUCAGGCUUCGAAAUCUCCUAAGGACAAUCUGGACGAAGUGCCGCGGUUUAUGCAGAAAGAUCCUCUUGAAAUUAACGACAUUGGGCGGUUCCAGUACAUUUUGCAAAUGGAUAAAGAAAUGGCAAAGCAUCCCGAUCGCUUAUCCCGUACAUCAUCGCGAGUUCAAAUCCCGUCCAGCAGAUCAUCGUCCAUAAACAGCUCAAGCAACCACCUUAACUUCUGGAAAGCGGGAUCCGAGUCAGCUAUGACUACAUCCAGCUCGGACUUUAGACGACACGAGGACAUUCAUCGAUAUCUUCAAGAUUUCUGGAAAUACGCUAAAUGGCCUCUUUUAGUGAUCUUAUGCGCUAUAUUGCUAGGAACUUCUAUUUACUUCUUAGUUACUGAUGCAGAUAGGCCGAUGCCAACAUUACGCUUUAAGUUGAAUUCCACUGAAAGGCAAACCUCGAAAUAUAACUCUAUUGAAGGACAUAUUAUCCAAGAAGAGGAACAUAUAACAAAUGGAGAUCUAAGUGAAGAGGAGAAGUUCCAAGUAAAAGAUAUUUUCGAUACGACAGAAAGUCGCGAAAGAACAUCUGACACCACGGUUCCUAAUGAGCAGUCUAGCGUCAGUUCGGCGUCAACUAUAUUGAAAGACGAAAGGAUGACAAAUCCUACUACAUAUUUCCGAACAAAACCUCAAUUUGAAAAUCCUACAACAGAGUUUUCCGUGACGACAGUUAGCCCCUCAAGAAACACCCAAAUACUUCAGAUCUAUACUCAUGCUGGGUUGAAUUUUGAGGAGGAUUUGAAAACUACCACUGAAAAAAUGAAUGCGAACAAGGAAACAAACGUUGAACCUACUAAAGACACUUUUGAAAUCAUCGGUUUUACUUCAGGUCAUCAAAAUAAUUUUGGAAUACCUAUCGAAGAAGACGAAAGGAUUCUUAGAAUUUUGAAUGAAGAACUGAUGAAGCAUGAAUCAGAGAUGGCUUCCCAAACUCACAGACCAACAACUGAUUCUAGUAUAUACCGUCCCCGCGUCUCACCAACACUGCCUGUGAUAUCCCGCGGUAGUCUUUCCACAACUGAAAAUUCUGCGGCCGCUAUCAACAACUACACUGACGUUGGAAACUGUGCAUCGACUUCGCUAUCCAUCUGCCGCGGUAUCCUUCAAUAUGACCUGACCGUCAAUAGCUCCAGGAAAGCAUUAACACCAUUGGAGCUGGAGCACUUUAAGUAUCUUUUUGACUCGAAAUGUUCAUCACGUGCAGCGGAAUUCGUCUGCUCAGCAUUGGAGCCAGAAUGUCGACCAUCACAAAUGGGCAUCCUGCGGCCAUGCAAAAGGAUCUGCAAAUCUAUUCUCGAACCAUGCGCUAGUGUCAUCGCCAGCUCAGAAGUUCUGACAACAACCUUCGAUUGCGAUAGCUAUCCAGACUCCAGUGAUCGUAAUGUAUGCGAAGAUCCUACCAGACGUGGUCGCUGUCACGAUAAUGAAUUCAAAUGCUUGGACUCAUCCUGUAUUCCACUUCAAUGGAAGUGCGACAAUAUUAAAGACUGUUCCCUGGGAGAAGAUGAGGAAAAUUGUCUCCUUUGCGAACAUGAGGAGUUCCGAUGCCAAUCAAACGACAAAUGCAUUCCAGAUAAGUGGCGAUGUGAUCAGUACAAUGAUUGCCCUGAUGGAUCCGAUGAGGCUGACUGCUAUGAUUACGACGAUGAAGCAGGAAAUCCUGACAAUGAACGAUUAACCAAUCCUCGAGAAUUUUCUUUUGCCAGCGUUCAGGAGCCAAAUAGUCCGAAAAACAAGCCAUAUUUGACCAUUUCAUCCGACGAUAGUCACCUGAGUGAUGAAAGUGAAUUAUAUGAUGACCGUUUUUUACCAACAGCUCCAGAUAACGACAACGACACAAACGAUACAAAUCAGGAGGAAAGUGGGGAAAUUCAAAAGGGAGAGGCUAGUGGACGUGUUGUUAUAGGGGUCCCAAAAAAUAUUGCAAAUUUUCAAGACAGUAAGGAAAUAAUGAUGACCAGUGACUCCGAAAACGACUUCAAAUAUUCAAAAGCUAAUCAAACGUUACAAUCCACCACAGUACGAACAGAGGAACUCACGCCUGGCCCGAAUCAGUGUCCAAAUGGAGAGCUCAGAUGUGUCAGCGGAAAGUGCAUAACUGUUGAGCAAUUAUGCGAUAAGACAAUCGACUGUCCUGAUGGUGCCGAUGAAGCUAUGUGCGUCUACAAGGAAGCUCCUUCAACACUUUCCUAGUUAAUCCCCUUAGCUUAGCGAUCAGAACCAUUUUAUUCGCAUUCAUUGCCACCAAUAGUAUUAUUCUGACUAGCACUGUCUGUACAUUGCAUAAUGUUCAAAACAACUCUGCGCAUCAUUUUAUUUUAUUCUUCAUUUUCGGAAAGAAAUCGUCACAAACGCUGAACACAAAAUUGUAGACUACGCUCUAUUGUUAUUACUUCAUUUCAUUAGUUUGUAAGGCAAGCAUUGUAAAUAUUAAACAUCUUCUCACCUUUUCACUUUUGUAUUGGAUUAGUCACAAUUUGAGGGACGGAUUCGAUUAAGAUCAUACUCAAAUCAUUAAAAUAUGUAAUGUAUAUUGUAAAAUCGUUUGUAUAUAAAUCUUAUGCUUUUACUAUAAAAUAAAUUUUUUAAAAAUCA
Hermetia illucens (black soldier fly) is the source of this 3385-nucleotide messenger RNA. RefSeq lists its product as uncharacterized. Gene Ontology annotation, molecular function: protein binding. The transcript has 7 exons. The record is from RefSeq and is a predicted model, not a curated record. Gene Ontology annotation, cellular component: plasma membrane. NCBI's taxonomy places the organism in Eukaryota, Metazoa, Arthropoda, Insecta, Diptera, Stratiomyidae. The coding region runs from base 470 to 2983 and encodes 837 amino acids.